UGCUCCCCCCCGCUCGCCCCGUCUCGCUCGGCCCCCAGCCAUUCCAUUCCUUCCACCUCCUCCUCCUCUAACCCCUCCCUCCUUUCCCCUCCAUCCUUCCUUCCCCCCUUUUUGUAUUUCGUCCCGACUAAGUGAGUGCCUGCUUUGUCUGAUUCUGGUCUCUCUUGGUUCCGUUUCCUCUUGUUCCGUUCUGACGCCCGCCAUCAGGUUCGAAACCACCAAGGAGCACCAUUGGUUGCACUUACAGAGUUAGUUUCACUCUCGGAUUGAAUCACGCAGAGCGCAUCGGGAGAUUUUCUCAUUCUGAUUCAUAACGUUGUUUCAAGGUGAUGGCCUUUGCCAACAAUGACAAAUCGCUCGUCACCAAGGAGCAAAAUGAGCGUCACAAGAAGAUGUUGGAGGCUAUGAUGAAGCUACCGGAGAAUCGCGAGUGUGCGGAUUGCCACAGCAAAGGACCAAGAUGGGCAAGUGUAAAUUUGGGUAUCUUCGUGUGCAUACAGUGUUCUGGAAUUCAUCGUAGCCUCGGCGUUCACAUUUCGAAGGUUCGAUCUGUAACGUUAGACACAUGGCUACCCGAGCAAGUUGCGUUCAUUCAGGGCAUGGGCAAUGUUAAGGCCAAUGAGUAUUGGGAGGCUGAGUUACCACCAUCGUUCAAGCGCCCGGGUGAGAAUGAUCGCAGUGGACUUGAGACUUUCAUCCGUGCUAAGUAUGAAGCAAAGCGAUGGGUUGGAAGAGGUAACAAUAGUCAAACGAAAGCAGCAAGCAGAAGACCGUUGCAAGAUGAGACUGGACGAAGAGGGUCAGAACAGAAGACCCCAGAGCGCUUGUCGCACGAUGGGGUCCGACAAAGUGCUUACGAUAGCACUGCUAAUAUUGCUACAUUUCGCUUAGAUGGACCAACAAUUAUUCGCAAUCCAAUUGUUGCUGAACUGAAUGCAGGAAAGCUGAAGGAGAAGUCGAAAGCUACCGCUCCAAGCCCUCCUACCCUUAGGGGUCCACCUCAGUCUUCUAUAAAUCCCGUCAUGCAUAAAGAAGAAACACAAGCCGGUCCAUCUCAGAAAAGCGAUGCAAACACUGCCGCUGUACCUGCAACAAAAGUGGAAGCUCCAACAGAUCUCUUCGAUCUACUCAAUAUUGACGGAGAAAGUAAUGGUGCAGCAGAUGACAAUGGUUGGGCUGCUUUCCAAUCUGCAGAACCUUUGCCAGCAGCUACUGCUGAAGCUCCAACCACUUCUGCUACCUCAACCACAACUGCAGCUGGUGAUACUGGCUUGGUUUCUACUUCGAAACCUAGUAAGAACAGCAUAACUGCUGGUCUGGAAGAUUUGUUCGCAGCUUCUCCUGCUGUUUCAGCACAGCCUGAGUCAGCUGCUCAACCUGCUAGUCAGCCCAAGUCUUCCCAGCCCCCCAAGGACGUAAACAGCAUACUCAGUCUUUUUGAAAAUACCUCGAUUGCAUCGCCUUUCACAGCUCAACAACAACAAAUGGCAGUGCUGCUUCAUCAACAACAGCAAAUGAUAAUGGCCGCUGCAGCUGCUAAGAACAUGCAGCCUGCAGCGUUUAUGCAAGGACAAAAUCAGUCUACUGUUACCGAAAAGUCUGGUGUGGGAAGUGCGCAAGGGAGUGGUUUUGGCCAACAGUGGCCUGCCGCCGAUCUCCAAGGGCUUGGUGGAUUGAUGUCCAAGCCAGCAGCUCAGAAUGGAGGAUCGUCCUUUUCGAAGCCAAUCAUAAAUGGAGUUCGACCAGCCCAACCAGGGUCAGUGGGCAUGGGAUCGGCAUCUGCAGGAGGUGCAGGAAUGUUUGGAGCUGGCUCUAUGCAGAGGCUUUCAAUGGCAGGCUAUAUUCCAGGUAUGGCGCCAAUGGACUUCGGAAAUGGCACAUCAGGUAGUUCUCUUGGUCCACUGAAUUCGUUGAACUCAAGAGGCAGCAACAUCUCCAAUGGGUCGGAUUCAUCAAAACCUAGCGGAGCUGACUACGAUUUUUCUUCCCUCACAGCAGGGGCAUUCACUUCCAAGUGAUGACAAAGAUGUGUUUGUUCUACCGACGAGAUUGUAAGUCGGGUCUUGUUUGUUUGACAUACUAAUACCUUGUAUGAUGAUCAGUAUGUUGAAAAAGCCGCUUCGAUCUGGUCUUUCGAUGUGGUGAUGACGUGAUCAAGAUGACACUUAAUGUAGGCACAGUAAAAAUAUUUAUUGUCACCCUCUCGAGGUGUUUAUGCGGAGUCUGGGGUGUGCUUACAUUGCUUUAGAAUCAAUCACUGCAUACAGUGCCACAUGUGGCUGAUUAGUUAUGAUUUGAGGUGCAUAUUUUUUCGCAGAUAUGUGAAACUUUUCUUGGGGUCAAAGCAAUAGCACAGCUUCGCCGUCGUUCUGCUGCAAAGCAGCGCAGCUCUUACUAGCUAAUAUACAGUUUCUUGUAGACUUACGUAGUUGUAAGAAUGCUGACAAAAUGAGGUGGAGAAUAGUUAUUCGGUGUUCUCAUUGAUCCUGCAAAACCUCGUGAAGAUGCUACGCAAGGUCUUCCAUAUAGAAUCAGGAGUGGAGGUGGUGCCAAAUAGAUGUAAACAAGAGUGAAGUGUGUUCGAUCAUGAUGUUGGUGGCACCGCUACAUGCAAUCAGUUUAAAUCACACAUUUAAAUCAUUAUCUUUUUCAGAAAUUUUAAGACCUCA
Physcomitrium patens is the source of this 2669-nucleotide messenger RNA. NCBI's taxonomy places the organism in Eukaryota, Viridiplantae, Streptophyta, Bryopsida, Funariales, Funariaceae. The record is from RefSeq and is a predicted model, not a curated record.